Suncus etruscus (white-toothed pygmy shrew) is the source of this 1555-nucleotide messenger RNA. It is a transcript of the gene DNAJB6, whose product is annotated as DnaJ heat shock protein family (Hsp40) member B6. Lineage: Eukaryota; Metazoa; Chordata; Mammalia; Eulipotyphla; Soricidae. Gene Ontology annotation, biological process: positive regulation of proteasomal ubiquitin-dependent protein catabolic process; protein refolding. The transcript is spliced from 9 exons. Bases 106 to 1467 code for a protein of 453 amino acids. Gene Ontology annotation, molecular function: ATPase activator activity; Hsp70 protein binding. Gene Ontology annotation, cellular component: cytosol; endoplasmic reticulum membrane. The record is from RefSeq and is a predicted model, not a curated record.
CCCGACCCCGACCCCGACCCCGACCCCGACCCGCCGCCCGCCCGCCCGCGCGCUCGUCCGUCCGUCCGUCCGACUCGGUCCUCGGACCCAAGGACCUGCUCAAACAUGGUGGAUUACUAUGAAGUUCUUGGCGUGCAGAAGCAUGCUUCAGCCGAGGACAUCAAGAAGGCGUAUCGGAAAUUGGCACUAAAGUGGCAUCCAGAUAAGAACCCUGAGAAUAAAGAAGAAGCAGAGAGAAAGUUCAAACAAGUGGCCGAGGCCUAUGAGGUGCUGUCCGACGCCAAAAAACGGGACAUCUAUGACAAAUACGGCAAAGAAGGCUUAAAUGGCGGAGGUGGAGGUGGCAGUCACUUUGACAGUCCUUUUGAAUAUGGCUUCACAUUCCGGAAUCCGGAGGACGUCUUCAGGGAAUUUUUUGGUGGACGGGAUCCAUUUUCAUUUGACUUCUUUGAAGACCCAUUUGAAGACUUUUUUGGGAACCGCCUGGGACCCCGUGGGAGCAGAAGUCGAGGCACAGGCUCAUUCUUCUCUGCAUUUGGAGGAUUUCCAUCUUUUGGAGGUGGAUUUUCUUCUUUUGAUACAGGGUUUACUUCCUUUGGCUCCCUCGGCCAUGGAGGCCUCACAUCAUUCUCCUCCUCAGCCUUUGGUGGCAGUGGGAUGGGCUCCUUCAAGUCAAUAUCAACUUCCACCAAGAUCGUCAAUGGCAGAAAGAUCACCACAAAAAGAAUCGUUGAGAAUGGCCAGGAGCGAGUGGAAGUUGAGGAGGACGGCCAGCUCAAGUCCUUGACGAUCAAUGGUGUGGCGGACCAGGAAGCCCUGGUCGAGGAAUGUCGGCGAAGAGGCCAGAACAUGCUGCCCGGCAGUGCCGGCCUCACCAGGCCGCAGAAGCCCAAGGCCUGGGAGGACCGCGAGGAGCCCAGCCGACCUCGUGUGCCCAGUGCCUGGGAUCCCCUCCUGCUCCCAGCAGGUGCGCGAAGGGGGACUGAGGCAGAGCCCACCCAAGGGGAUACCUUCCGCAGCCAGAAGCCAACCGUCCCCUCGGCUGGUGCACAGAGGGAAACUGAGGCAGAGUCCACCCAAGGGGAGACCUCCCACAGCCAGAAGCCGACCGUUCCCUCGGCUGGUGCACGUAGGGAAACUGAGGCAGAGCCCACCCAAGGGGAGACCUCCCGCAGCCAGAAGCCCACCAUCCCCUCAGCUGGUCCACGCAGGGAAACUGAGGCAGAGCCCACCCAAGGGGAGACCUCUCGAAGCCGGAAGCCCACCGUCCCCUCGACUGGUGCACGCAGGGGAACUAAGGCAAAGCCCACCCUUGGUGAGACUUCUCAUACAAUUUCCCACAGCUGGAAACACAACAUGCCCACAGCUAGUAUGCACAGGGAAGUUGAGGCAGAGCCAACUCAAGGGGAGCCUUUGGGCCAAAGGGGACACAAGGCUGCGUUCCUGUCCUGUUGUGCUCUGACCUGAAGGGGCAGAGCCGGGGCUGCCCAUGGCUGGCAGGUGUUGGGCAGGGCAGGGACCCCAAGUCCCCACUACUAAAUGGGGUUUCUGUGGU